Messenger RNA from Elaeis guineensis (African oil palm), 1435 nucleotides. Its product is annotated as ankyrin repeat domain-containing protein 2B. Gene Ontology annotation, molecular function: protein binding. The record is from RefSeq and is a predicted model, not a curated record. NCBI's taxonomy places the organism in Eukaryota, Viridiplantae, Streptophyta, Magnoliopsida, Arecales, Arecaceae.
AUGACAAAUCUAGUUCAGGCGAAAACAAAAGCUCCAAAACUGAAGCAUCAUGUGCCCCGCAGCAAUCAGGACAUCACAGGACUGCUUCAACAGGAACAACUGGGCUCCCCACAAAUCCUUUUGACUUCUCUGCAAUGACUGAUCUGCUUAAUGACCCUACCAUAAAAGAAAUGGCAGAACAAAUUGCUAGGGAUCCUGUUUUUAAUCAGAUGGCUGAACAACUCCAAAAAAGUGUCCAUGGUGCAGGACAAGAGGGUCUUCCCCAGUUCAAUCCCCAACAAUAUAUUUCAAACAUGCAACAGAUCAUGCAAAAUCCUCAGUUCGUAACAAUGGCUGAGCAGCUUGGAAAUGCUUUAAUGCAGGAUCCUGCUAUGACUUCCAUGCUUGAAAGUUUGACUAAUCCAUCUCAUAAAGAACAAAUUGAAGAACGGAUGGCACGCAUUAAGGAUGACCCAUCAUUGAAGCCAAUUCUUGAUGAGAUAGAGAGUGGAGGUCCAGCUACAAUGAUGAAGUAUUGGAAUGACCCUGAAGUUCUACAAAAGCUUGGUCAAGCAAUGGGAAUUGGAUCUUCAGGAGAGGCUGCAACUUCUACUGAGCAUUCUGGACCUGAAGAGGCAGAGGAAGAAGGCGGUUAUGAAGAUGAAUCUGUUGUUCAUCACAUGGCCAGUAUUGGUGAUGUUGAGGGCUUGAAGAAAGCCUUGGAAAAUGGCGGGGACAAGGAUGAAGAAGACUCCGAGGGAAGAAGAGCUCUGCAUUUUUCUUGUGGUUAUGGUGAGGUCAAGUGUGCUCAAGUGUUGCUUGAGGCAGGAGCUACAGUGGAUGCGUUGGACAAAAAUAAAAAUACAGCACUUCAUUAUGCUGCUGGUUAUGGGCGGAAGGAGUGUGUGGCUCUUCUAUUGGAGCAUGGUGCAGCUGUCACCUUGCAAAAUUUGGACGGAAAGACACCCAUUGAUGUUGCCAAGCUGAACAAUCAGGAGGAGGUGCUGAAGUUGCUCGAGAAGGAUGCAUUUCUAUGAGUCGUACUUCGGUUCUCUUGGGGAGGGGGUGAGAAUUUGCUGCAGGUAGCCUGUUUGAGCACCCCCCAGUUCUGCUGCUUUAGGUUGUUGAGUCUGUUCUCUGUGGCUGCUCGGUUGGGGUCUCUUUUCUCCGGUUGAACCAAGUGUGGUUUCUGGGAAUAAAUUGUCUACUGUUUAGAUGGAUCUGGGGAUUGGCCUUUUAAUAGCGGUCUUCUGCGGUGGUAUACUACUGAAUGAUAUUCAUUUCCGGGAGAAGUGAGCCAUGCUUAAUAAUGUGUUAUUUCAAGUUUGUUAGGUUAUUUUGGUAAGUAUUUGAUUUUAUGUAAAUGUGUGUGGAAGGACUAUGUAUGUGGAGUUCAAAUCCUUUCAAAUAAUUGAGUCAUUUGCAUUUGGUAAAUAAUCCAGGUAAUAGACCUAAA